Amoebophrya sp. A120 is the source of this 5517-nucleotide messenger RNA. Lineage: Eukaryota; Dinophyceae; Syndiniales; Amoebophryaceae. The record is from the annotation of a GenBank genome assembly.
UGCAGGAGUGGCAACUCAGCGGAACGUCAACACGAAGACCAGACUUCGCGCAGAAUGGCACUCCCAGGGGUUCUUACUCCUCGGGAGGCCGGAUUGUGAGCGCGUGCGGAGGCGGGCACGCUGCUCGCCAGUGCUCGCUGAAAGUGAGCGUUGACGGGAAAGAAAGGCGGUCGCGACUUUUCGGCGGCCUUCGCUUCGCCCUUUGGCCCGGAGCAAAAAGGGUCGCAGCGGUGAAGGCUGCUCCUGAUGGCGUGGCCUGGCGCCUGACGGCCGUUCUUUCGUUCUCUUUUCGGGUCCCGCGCGCCCUCUUCCCCGCCGGGCAAAAUUUCCGCCGUCGAUUUCUAUUAAGGGCUCCGAGUCGCAAAAGAGCUCGCAAGAAUUCCAUCGGGAGGCACUUCAAAGGAAAAAGGUGACAAAGCCCGACCUGAAGCCGCCUUGACGUCUCCUUUUCGUCAGAAACUAUUGUGGAUUACGGAUUUCAGAUUCAGGAAAAGGGCAAAAAGAGUGCCCACCUCUAGACGUUUUAGUCUCCUUCUUUUGGUCUCUUUGCUCCACUGGUUUUUGUCAAGUUGGUGCUAGUCUAUAGCUCCUCUGGGUAUUCCCCCUCGCUAGUUAUGGGCGAAUAGUCCCGCAACUGCUCGGCCCCUUUUUCGGAGGACUCAAGAAACGGGGACUCCUUGCCGGAAUAUGACAGAGACCUGAACUAUGCCUCAGUUGUAUGAUGCUUUUUUGUGUAAUUGUAGAUAGAAAAUCAUGCGUGCCAUUAGUCCAGCUCUCCUCUCUUCGUCGCUCUCACUUCUCCUGCUGUUUUCCUUUUAUCUUGGAAUCCUGCCGUCGAGUAGUGGAGAGGCCGCGCGGUCCUGUGCGAUACUUUGGCAGACUGACGAAGCAGCUCGAGCGUCUACCCUGGCGGCGGAGGCUGAGCAGUGUGUGCUUGAAUCUUUUUCGCGCUUUCCAGAUAAGGUUCGCAGUUACGCCCGCUUCUUUCGUUGUGGUGGGUGCAACGUGGAGUUUGAUUAUGGGAACUGCAUCGUUGCGCGGGACGAUCAAGUGACUGAGUUUGCCGGACUCAGUUCUCGCAGUCUGAACUGGCGGCAGGUUUCCUCGAGAGAUGAAGCCGAGAUCCGCGCGAAGCUGGACCUCCCGGCUGAGGCGGGAGAACAAAUGGGAGGAGAGCAUCCAAAGCAUCUGCCGAACGAGCGCCCAGGUGCAGCGACGUCAUCCGGCGGGUCGGUCACGACAAUCUCGCAAGACGACACACUGUCGAACUUGUUCGACUCGGCUGCUGCAGAGCUGCUCGAGUUAGAUGCCCCCAUCCUUGCGAGGGAUCAAGCUGAAGACAAGCGCACUGCGAAGUUUGCGCACGAUGUUGUGUCUCGUUUUCUUAUGGGGGCGUCAGGAUCGAAACCGACAAAGUUGAAAAAAAACCCGGCAACACUUGGCGGAGGCGUUCAGGGCACCCCCUCCGGGACCCCUUUCAACUCUGAGACGCUCAAGCAUACAGCGGCGACUAGCUUCGAAGGGGGCGAGUGUGUCGGCGUGGACAUGCGAAAUCCCGGCACCUUUCAAGUGGCCCCCAGGUUUUUUUUCAGCUUUGAGAAUGUCGGUCCUGGCGCUUCAAUAUUUCUGUACCAAGCAGCGGAGGAGGGUGGAGCCAUGCAAGCCUGCGCGUACUUGUGUUGCGGCGGCGACCAGUGGCUGUUUGACAGAGAGAAGAAGCCUCCGUCGCAUGUAUUGCAUCGACCAGCUCGUGCCGAGGAACGCGGGUUCUCGCUUAGUGGGCAGGAGCCCUGUCACGUCGACGCAGAAAGCCGUCACACGUGUCUGCAUCGCAACGUGUGCCUUGUUCCGGACAGGAACUAUUUUUUGCUGCCAGACGCGGUUUUCGCCUUCGGGACAGAGGCUGAGGCUGGGGACAGGGCCCCGAGGCGGGACGACGCGAAUCAUUUUGACGCUAUAGUCGACGAACCGUUGAUGGGUUGUCCAGGCUUCACUUACGGACAGCCCCCAGCACUGGAGCUCUGGCACAGCCUGUAUAGCUUCGACUUUCCCUACUGAGUUGCCAGCUUGGAAGUCGACACAUUGAAACCAUUUGCGAUGCAUUACAUACGGGGCAUAGCCGUGAAGUGCUUGGCUUGCAGACACGAGAGUCGAAGGCGAUUGUGAGUGUGUUGAGCGUCAGAGAUACAUGAAGCUGCGAAGAAUCACGGCCGGAGCUGUCGCCUUCGCUUCAAAAAGUGCAAAAAAAAUGCACUUAGCUGCUUCUACUUUCCAGGUUUGUCCUGUACUGCUCAGAAUUUGGGGCGGAUCCCCGCCCCUCUGGUAUCGAUUUUAUGCAUUGCGUUUUUGUUUGCAUUUUGUCGAUCAUCAGCCUGGCGCUUCUAUAUUACCUGCGGCUUCCAGUGGCCCGGAACCCUCCGCGACUUCGCUGAUGUUUACGGGAUGCGCAUUCGAGGCUCGCUCUUUCCACCCCGGUCAGAACUGGUGCGGUCGCAUGGAGGCGACGAAAAACGCCGCAAACAUGAGACGUUGGCGUCGCCUUCAAGCUCAACGCCAACGUCGACAGCUGAUCUUCAUGAAGCGGCAAACGUCAUCCAGGGAUUUUCUCUCAUCGUUGGCCUUCCGAAUACCGUGCCCCCGACCAUCUGGCAUUUUGUGCAGCAUUGUUUCGGGCUUGUUGGUGCGAAGGUGCUUUACCGUGUGCAGCGUUGGGAGUCUGUACUAGUUAGUGACCCGGGGGGAUGGCUUAACCAUCCGACGUCGCAGAUAAGCCGCUUCUUCCGCCGAGUGUUCGAACUGCUUGUGGGACAACGCCUCGGUAGUGCGAUCGAACUGCCAGGGGGGCUCAAAUAUUUGGGCAACGAUCAUUAUUCUGAGAAUGCAGUAGGAGUGCCUACUGCGGAAGAGGACGGAGAAAUGGCGAAGGAACACACGUCAAAUGAAGAAGCUCCAGUCGGCGCUCCGAGUCCCACACCAAGUGAGAAUUUUUCUCAUAGCAGUGGCAUCGCGAUUACUCCUCGUGAAGACCGCCAGCAGGAACUGGCGACUGCAGCUGACCGCGACGCCGAACUGACAAGCGUCUUCAAGAUAUCGGCAGCAAAAAUAACGGGUGGGGGUGGAGAUGAAGCUACGAGGGAUGCGGCUGCCCUUCGCUGUAUGGGGACGUCAGCUGAGUUGGAAAUCGACAACAUGGCGAACACGAUUUGUAAAUGCACAGCGCAUAAAAAUAAAUUUUGAUUUUCGCAACGCCGGGUUUGAAUAAUAUUUAUUAUAUAUUUCAUUCUGCGUAAGUAGGCAAGAGAGCAUGGCAUGGCUUCUGUCUGGCCACGCACUUAGCUAAGUAAGUAGACAGAUUGAUGAUCGCCUUCAGGCGCUUUUGGUGCAAUUACAAUUUUUAUGCGAUUUAGCAGUCCUCUAUGCAACGCAGUGUAGAUCAUGCACUUUAUAUUUUUUUUUCUGUUAUUUAAGCAAUUCCAAUUUGUCGAGUUUUCACGCCGACCUGAUGCAAUCAUACGCUGCCACGAAAAAGCCGUAUUUUCGGGUUGGACCGCGACUGGCGUGUCGGGUACGCGAGAAAUGACUUACUUCCGUGAGCUAUCAACUGCGAGUAUGUUUGGGAUAAGAUAAUUGUCAUGCAAGUCGAUAAGUUAUAUUUAAUUAUGUUUGAUCUUCUUGAACUUGAUCCGCUAGUCUGUCGUGUGUCGUCGAGGAAGAUGAUGAGCGCACAAUAAAAAUACACAGCCGAUCAAGUUGACAAUGUUUUGAAGUGCUAGUAUGAACAGUUAUCUUGCAGCUGGAGUCUGGUAACACAUGCCAGCAAGAACGAGGAAGCCAGGAGGAAGGUCAUUUUGAUGUUGAAACGCUCUUUCGUAUAUCAUGUGCGUCAUAGAAAGUAGUAUAUAAGCGUCUGUGGGCAUACGAAGUAAGCAUGACAUACAGUUCCACGCCGAGGCAUAAUUGCAAUGCAUAGGAGCACGUGCGCCGCCUAUACCCAAAUAUCCAGCAACGACGCUCGCACGUUCUCUACCUGUCUCGGAACCCCGGGAUGGUAGCGAAAGUGUUGGAGAAGAUGAAGGAAAGGAGUACACAGAGCAGGACAAGAGCAAUGAAUACUGUAGCAGCUGAGCGAAAACAGGAAGACAUUGGUUGGUGGACGGCAGGUCAACAAAACACAAUCACAAGUGGUGAAAUGGAGCAUAGCAAGAACCAGACUUCUACGAGGAGAAAAGAAAUAAACAACUUCCCAACCGAGAGCCGGUUACUGUCUAAUGUGGGGCGGAGCAUUUGGAACGAGCGUGAGGUGGUGGUCGCGCUGCAGCGGCGCAUUUGGCGCUUUCACCGCGAGUCUCGCUGGAUAGCCCGUGCUUCACCGGACCUGCAGAUUCACACCGGAGCAGAGCCGUUUGAAACGCAGCUGCAGCUUUUCGCCGGCGCUGCGCUGGUGGUUGGCACAUUCGCUAGCGGGCUUUCCAACUUGAUUUUUCUUCCGAAAAAUGCUCAUCUGCUCGUGCUGACGCCGAGGGGGAACAUGCACAGCCAACAGGACCUCGCGACGAAUGCCGGGUUUUUCUACCACAAGUUUUUUCUGCGGGAUUCCUUGACAAGGUGUAUGGAUGGAGGGAAUCCCGCGUUCGAUCGUUUUCCGGCCUCGGACCCGAUCAAGUUCCACCUAGGUGUACCCGCUUGGCGGGUUCAGUUCCCGCUGCAGAACGUGUCCGCAGGCCACCUGGCUUCCGUUAAAGGUCCUAGUGCGCACCUCCUCUGGCGAUGCUCCUUUGGCGUUGACCUGGAUCGUGUCCACUGGAAACAUGUCUGUGCCUCGAAGAGUGCGUCUGUGUGAGGUCCCUUGCUUGGGGAUAAGAGAUCGUCAGAACUUGAUGGUGCAUGUUGCGAAAGAGGGCCGCUUAUUUCUCUCGCGAAAAUGCCAACUCAACUUUCCGGGUGGAAUCCGAACCACACAGUUGCCGAGAUACUUGUAUGUAAUGAUGAGCUAGGCAUUGCUGAUGCUGUGGCGUCCUUCCGUUUUGCGCAUUACUUAGCAUCUCCAUCACAGGGACGACUUUCCCGACUCAGAUAUGUUUGCAACGCAUAGACCGUUUUUUGCCGGAAUUUGAGACAAUUUUUGGUGAGGCGUUUUCGUUCGUUCAGCGCAGGAAUUUGAAUGCCAACAGAGCACGAGAUGUUGAGAGGUUUCAUAUGAAUCAAGAUCAAGAUGCUUAUUUCUACCGAGAGAGGUCUUUAAGAGUCCUCGAGGUUGAUAGAAAUUUCUCGAGUGACCCUAGCCUUCACAGCCCUUCGGACGAAGAAGAAGAAGCAAGCAGCUUUUUUCUCUACGCAGGUUUCGUACGCGAAAGAAAGUCCCCGUUGAAUCAUGACUCAGGACACUUGAGAAAGGAAACACAGAAGCAGCUGGGCGCUCGGGUUCAGAGUCGCAAUGAGGCGGCGCGAGCCGUCCUGCCAAUUUUCACAUUCCUUCUUCUAAUUCCAUCGAUUCCCGCUUUUCGACUUUGCCUAUGA